UGUAAAUUAAAGAAGUAAGAUGAACAAAAAAUGUCUUGUAACUUUCGGUAUAGUCGCAAUCUACGCAACUCUAAUCGGAUUUUUCUUUAAAUUUUAUAAAGAAAGUUCUGUGUGCUCUGAAUUUAGUUCUUCAUGCAUUCGUUUUUGUUCUGAAGAUGUUGAAAAUUAUUCGAAUGAAUUCUUAGUUGAAGAAUUUAGAAAAAGCAAAUCAGGCAGACAUUUGAAGGAGAUUUCAAAUAUUUAUCGAGGAUUGCCAAUAUGCGGUGGAGUUUCUUUUUUGACGCCAUUUUAUAAUGAGACUUCUAGUCGUCCACCAUACAACAUUCAAAAUAAUGGAGUUUUAGACAUUGAAUUUAGAAAAAAAUAUGAUCAACUUAGAUAUUGUCUUGAGAAAUCAGAUGAUGAAUAUGAUGGAUGGAAGGUCUUUGCUUGUGAUCAAGAUGUGAAAAUUCGCGCAAUUUAUCACUUAACACUGAUUUCAAUUUCAAUUAUAUUGUAUGGAUUCGUAUUGUUCAUGUACUGUAACAGUAAAGAACUAAAGGACUUUCAUGGGAAGUGGACAAUUUCCUUUACUUCAUUUCAAUUUGCGACACUUAUUCUAUUCUCAUAUUGCACUUUAACUGAAUUUAAAAUUAACUUUAAGCAUCCAAUUUUGGAAUAUUUAUUUGUUUCCUUCAUCUUAUCUAUGAUGUUUGGGAUUUUAUGGAUCACGGUUAUGAUUUUUCAUGAAUAUUUCACAUUCAAAAACUUUAAGCAUCAAAAAACAAUUCCUUACAACUUAACAAAAUAUGCUGUUGUUACAACUAUACUCAUCAUCAUAUCUAUAUUUUUAUCUAGUGACAUUGCAUCAAUGAUGUAUACAUUCAUCGGAAUUCUUGCCAUUGCUACAUGGAUCGUAACAGGUUUCAAAAUCUAUGCCUUAUCUCGGAAUCCAACCUUUUCGCAACAAGCAAGAUUUAAUUUUGAAAAGAAAUGGUUUUGGAAUUGCAUGAAGUUGUCUUUAACCUUAGUGAUAGCUUGGCUCAUUCAGUUCUUAGCACUAGGAAAAUAUUACAAUUUACUGCUUUUUAUGAUUGCAGAUUCAAUUCUAUUUCUCACAACAAUAACAAUCACGAUGAUUGCUUUAGAAAGAAAGAAGAUUUUUGGAUCAAAUUGUGAAAAAUAUACUGGAAUAAUCAACACAAAUGUUGAAAAAUUAGAAAAAAAAGUUGAAACUGAAAAUGUAAAAGUGUGAUUAAUGGCUUUGGAUGAAUAAAAUUUAAUUUUU
Messenger RNA from Chironomus riparius, 1267 nucleotides. NCBI's taxonomy places the organism in Eukaryota, Metazoa, Arthropoda, Insecta, Diptera, Chironomidae. The record is from the annotation of a GenBank genome assembly.